Molecule: messenger RNA, 2267 nt
Organism: Clupea harengus (Atlantic herring)
Lineage: Eukaryota; Metazoa; Chordata; Actinopteri; Clupeiformes; Clupeidae
Source: RefSeq, a predicted model, not a curated record
GCUUUGAGGCAGUUCACUCGAGCUUUGACAUUUAGACUUUGGGGAAUACAGAGUAUGGAGAAAUUAUCAAACAUUCUGGGUCUCACAAAGGCGCUACUGAGAGAGAAGGCCAAAAGCAUUAAAUUGGGACAACAGCAAAAGGUUCUUGGUGAUGGAGAGACGAGAGGCAGAGGACAAUGCAAGACAACACAACUGGGAAAUACCAUUCAGCCACAGGGCUCAUGUGGUCACGGGUUGAAAUCCUCUGAAGUUAUCUGCAUGGUGAACCUGUGCCUGAAACAGAAGAGUCUUGACUUCAGCUGUCCCGUGUGUGGGGAGUCCUGGGACUGGGAGCAAGUGAAGGAUCAGAUCCAGCUCUCUCAGGCUCAGUCCAGCAUCCUGGAGGCCCAGGUCAACCGCAUAGUCCAGGAGCUCCCAGACAGAUACAAGAAGUGUCCAGUCUGCUCCUGCAUCCUCAGACGCCCUCUGGAGAGUACAGGGCAGCCUUGCCCCUUCUCCAGCUGUGCCCGCUGCCCCCGCACCCACCAUUUCUGCUGGACAUGCCUGGCCCCCUGGGUCUUCCCUGACGAGGCAGGCGCCGGCCAGUGCAGCAACGGCUCGUGCUACGUUGUGGGCACCCUGCUCAGCUGCGACGUGGUGACCGAGUCCGGCAGCUCGGUCCUGGGAUGCCCGCGCUUCCGCGCCUGCCCCGAGUGCCUCACCCUCCUCUCGCACACCGGCUGCAAGCACACAACAUGCCCAGAAUGUGGGCACGCAUUCUGUUACGUGUGCCUCCAGGACACUGCUGCAUGCCCGCAGGAAACAACUGAAUAUUUUCACCCGUUCUGCAGGGGCCAGAAAGCUGAGAGACAGUGGUUUAUUACAUAGCAUGGCACACAGUCCAACCUACUGCUGAGUUGACUGCUGAUAUUUCAAACCUUCCCUGUUUGAUGUGUCAGUUCCUAGCUACACUUGAUGCUGUUGUGCCUUCAGGUGAUGUGUGAUUACAGUUAAGGGAUAGUUUAGUUUAUCUAGGUCUAGUUUUAUUUGAAUCUUUUGACAUUAAAGUUGCCUUAAUGUGUUGAGAUCUUUUUAAAAUAAAUAAAUUAUAACAGAGCAAUGACUUAACACACUUAAAGCACCUGCAUAGACAUUUAAAGAUUAAGCACAGAUAUCAUUUAGAGAAUAAAAUGUUUUUUUUUUUCAGUUAUUUAACCUGAAUGUCAUUGCAGAACAUAGGGGCUGCUGGAUGGCAAACCUACGGCAUGUCAUAGGAAUUAGAGACAAGAUUUUAAUAUUUUUUUUAUUAUUAUUUAAGUUCAGUGUUCUUUCUUCUAUUUACUUUCUAUUUUCUAUUUAUAAUUUCUAAUACACAUAUAAAAUCCAAUCGUGGUCCACCGAUGCUGAAAAAUGCAUCUGUUCACUCACAACAGGUGUGGUAUGUGGACGUGAAAGAUCUGUUUAUAAAGCUGGAAUACGGAACCACUGAACAGUGCUCCAAUGUUCCCUCCCUGUUAGUAUGACUCAAUGGCUAGGUGCUGUUAAUGGACUGAUGACCAACUGAGAGAGACAGAGAGAGAGAGAGAGAGAGAGAGAGAGAGAGAGAACAGAUGGGUAGACAUGUGAAGGCAAAGAGAAAGAGAGAGAGAGAGCAAAACAGACACCCACCCACAGCACCUCCGAGUCUGGACAUUACUUCCACCACUUUCCUCCUCAUGCUCACCUACCCAUGUAGAGGAGACAAAGAAUAAGAAGGAAUGAAAAGAAAGAAGGAGGGAGAACAUUUCAAAAACACUGAAAGGAGAGUUGUCUGUGAAGAGAACUAAAGAUUGUCAAUGAAGACAGUUAAAGAUCUGAUCACAUCAAGAAUGAUCACAAUGUCUUUGGUUCUAAUCAUCACUACAUUUAUUACAUCAGAUGUAGCAACAGCAUCACCUUACACAGAAUGGAGGGACUGAUAUUAGCUGGGGUUUGUCUAAGGCAUGCUAAUAUUAGCUGGGGUUUGGCUAAAGCAUGCUAAUGUCAAGACUGAAAAGGAUGAGCAAUGGCUCAAGCUGUAAUACAACUAAUUCUGAUUCUGAGUUGUAAACAUAAUAUUCACAUACUGUAUAAGUGCAAUAAUGUAAAGUGUUAAGUUUUACAUACAAACCAGAUGUUUUUUUUUUUUUAAUGUAAAGCCUGCUUCUACGAUGAAGACAUUUGUUGACCUUUUGACUUUUAUAUCACAAGGGCUGUGCUCUUUGGAUUAAACCACAGCAGUGUCAGUCUUGUCGCGCUGCUUGUCUGUG